Dreissena polymorpha is the source of this 5020-nucleotide messenger RNA. RefSeq lists its product as uncharacterized. Gene Ontology annotation, cellular component: endoplasmic reticulum membrane. NCBI's taxonomy places the organism in Eukaryota, Metazoa, Mollusca, Bivalvia, Myida, Dreissenidae. Gene Ontology annotation, molecular function: Glc3Man9GlcNAc2 oligosaccharide glucosidase activity. Gene Ontology annotation, biological process: oligosaccharide metabolic process; protein N-linked glycosylation. Bases 366 to 3200 code for a protein of 944 amino acids. The record is from RefSeq and is a predicted model, not a curated record. The transcript is spliced from 20 exons.
UUAACAGGUGUUGUCGCUGGCUUGUGCUUAGAUUUGCAGUGUUUUUAUUGAUGUGCUGUGCACAGAUCAAGUUAUUGGCUUAUGAGUGUGUUAACUUGCAUUGUAAUUGUUAAAUGCGUUACAAUCUACAUUCUCAUCAAACAAAAUGUGUAUUGUUAAUAAUGUUUGUCUUCUCUUUUGUGUUUCUUUUUAUUGUUUAAACGUGCAAUAGCAACUUAAAUUUGUUAUAUAAGAGUUAUCAUUUGAACGCAUUUAUUUUAUAAUUUUAUCCGUAAAACUGACAGAAAUCGGCCUUACGCCGUUAACAACAUUACCUUAGUACGAAUUAUAUGUAAUGGGAUAGCCUCGGUGCAUGUGCUUACAAAAUGUCGGGGCUCGAGAAAAAGAGGCUCAAGGAGGACAAAGUACGUGCAAAGAACUGGAAACGCUGGGGCCCCUAUCUGUCGGAGAGGCAAUGGGGUACCGUUAGGGAGGAUUACUCGGACAAUGGCGACUGCUGGUCCCACUUCACGCAUGACCAGUCUCGCUCCCGGGCGUACCGCUGGGGCGAGGACGGCCUCCUGGGAAUCACGGACCGCCAGUGCCGCCUCUGCCUCUCCCUGGCGCUCUGGAACACCCGGGACCCCAUACUGAAAGAGAGAUUGUACGGUCUGACCGGCCAUCAGGGAAACCAUGGCGAGGACGUGAAGGAACUGUAUUACUACCUGGACAACACGCCCACCCACUCGUACAUGAAGGCCCUCUACAAGUACCCGCAGGCGGAGUUUCCGUACGCCGAACUCGAGGCUGAGAACGCGCGACGCGGGGUCAAGGACCCGGAAUAUGAACUGAUGGACACAGGAGUGUUCAACGAAAAUCGCUACUUUGACGUGACGGCCGAGUACUGCAAGAACAGUCCCAACGACAUAUUGGGCCGAUACACGGUGGUGAACCGAGGCCCGGAGCGCGCCACCGUGCACGUGCUUCCCCAGCUUUGGUACCGCAACGUCUGGGACUGGGGCGAUGACUGCGAGGCAUAUGUGGAAACGAAGCCAAUCUUACAGAAAGACAAAAGCGGAAGAAUACGCUGUGAACACCCAUCUCUAGGCAAAGUGCAGGAGCGGUACCGUCUGAACAGCAUGGACACCUAUGUAAUGGACCUGGACUGUACUCAUAACCGCGACCUCCAUGACGGCCGAGGAUCAUCCGCGAAGCAGGGACUCAACGUACACGACGAAAGUGUGUUUUACUUUGAGUUUGGCCCGGAUGCCGACGGAAAGCAGGUCCCUGUGAUAUUUACUGAAAAUUCCACAAACUACGAGCGUCUUUAUUGUGUGAAGAACAGGGCGCGAUAUGUGAAGGAUGCAUUCCACGACUAUGUUGUCCAAGAUAAGAAAAACGCUGUCAAUCUCAAAUACGGGACAAAAUGUGCCGGCCAAUACAUCCUUGAUCUUGACCCCGGACAAGGGGCUGUGAUAAAAGUGAGGCUGUAUACGAGUUCAGAGGCUCCGCCGGGGGAAGCCUUCACUGGAGAAUUCGAAGAUAUAUUUAGAAUCAGGAUAAACGAGGCUGACAUGUUUUAUGACGAGGUGAUCCCCACCCGUAAGAAACAGGAGCAGCGUAUUGCGAGGCAGGCGUAUGCGGGUCUCCUUUGGAGCAAGCAGUUCUACUACUACAUCUUGAAGGAGUGGCUUCGCGGCGACUCCAACCAGCCCCCGCCGCCCCCUAGUCGGGCCUUAUGGGGACGCAACAAAGACUGGACCCACCUAUUCAAUCGUGACGUCGUCUCCAUGCCGGACAAGUGGGAAUACCCGUGGUACGCUUCGUGGGAUCUUGCGUUCCACAUGAUCGCCAUGUCGAGGGUGGACAUCCAGUUCGCCAAGGCACAGCUCGUACUGCUGCUGAGGGAGUGGUACAUGCACCCGAACGGACAGAUUCCAGCGUACGAGUUCGCAUUCGAUGACGUUAAUCCUCCUGUGCACGCCUACGCAGUCCUCAGGAUCUACAAGUUCUCCGGUCUAAAGGGUACGAGAGACGAACAGUUCCUGGCGCGAUGCUUUCAUAAACUCGUCCUUAACUUUACGUGGUGGGUGAACCGGAAGGACAUAGAGGGCAAGAACAUCUUCUCUGGGGGCUUUCUAGGCCUAGAUAACAUCGGAGUGUUUGACAGGUCAAAGCCGCUACCCGCCGGAGGCUUCUUGGCACAGGCGGACGCCUCUGCGUGGAUGGGUUUCUUCUGCUCCAUCAUGCUAGAGAUGAGUCUGCUGCUCGCCCACAGAGAGCCCAUCUACCAGGACAUGGCCAGCAAGUUCUUCGAGCACUUUGUCUCCAUCGUGGACGCCAUGAACAACGUCGACGGCAUCGGUCUGUGGGACGAGGCGGACGGGUUUUUCUACGACCACGUGCGCAACAACCACCUAAGCCAGCCAGUGAAGAUCAAGUCGAUGGUGGGGCUCAUUCCCCUCUGCUGCGCCCUUGUGCUCGAAGAUAAGGACUUCCGCCAUCACCCGGGUUUCGCCAAGCGCACCAAGUGGUUCAUUGAGAACCGGAAGGAUCUCUCAAAAGGGAUCUCUCUGAUGACCCGCGGGACCCACAAGGAGGGGUCUCUGCUGCUGUCUAUUGUCAGCAAGGAGAAGAUGAUCCGCAUCCUGGGGCACAUGCUCGACGAGAAGAAAUUUCUGUCGCCAUACGGGAUCCGAUCUCUGUCUAAGGAGCAUCAGAAGGAACCCUUUACGCUGCAUCUGGGCGGCAGCUCGUACAGUGUUAAAUACGAGCCAGGCGAGUCCGAGUCCAAACUGUUCGGCGGCAACAGCAACUGGCGCGGACCUAUAUGGUUGCCAAUGAACUAUCUUAUCAUUGAAAACCUCCGGCGGUAUGACUACUACUUUGGGGAAGGGCUGAUGGUAGAGUGCCCCACGGGGUCGGGCGUCCUUAUGCGCCUCGGGGAGGUUGCACAGGUUCUGGAGCGGCGCCUCAUCAAUCUCUUCCUGCCCGACGCUAAUGGGAAACGACCUUGUCACGGUAAAGAUGAGAUUUACGCAACGGACCCGCACUUCAAGCAUCUCUGUCUGUUCUACGAGUAUUUCCAUGGGGAUACAGGCAGAGGGUGCGGGGCCAGCCACCAGACGGGCUGGACGGCGUUGAUUGCAAACAUCCUCGAGAAGAGCGCAGAUGUAGAGGAAGGAUACGACAGCGCCGACGACUUAGAAUUCUUUGACUAGACGGGUGACAUUUUCAUGCACAGAAUCGCGUGGUUUAGACUGAUUUUGUGUACUCAAAUUUGGGUUGUGCAUUUUCAAAAAACGAUUGUGCCUUAUGUAGCAAAGUGAAUUUAAACAAUCUGACGAAUUUCGUUUGGCCAAAGAUCUAUAUAUAAUAUAAGUAAAUAAAUCUCUGGCUAUGCUAAACUGUUUUAAUUUCUACUUAUUUGGUCUUUGAAUGGAUUUAACAUUAUGACUGUGGCUUCGGUACCGUGAACAUUGUAUUGAGCCAGAAGGAUUUUAUUUCAGCAGACUGGGUUGUAACUCUGUUUUCGAACACAAUGGAUUGAUUAAUUGUUUCAUGUUGAUUUAAGAAGUUAAACUGAUUGACUUUGCACCAAUUGGCUCUAUCCUCUUGACUGCGUGGUGAUAUUUUUACAAUGCUAAGACAUUUUUUACUAAAAUGUACGUCUGUAUGUGUUUGUGUUAAUGGUUUUGUAAAACAAACAUCUACAUCAUGCGUAAGUAUGAAAUAAUCAGAAUCGCAUGAAUAACGAGUCAUUGAAUCUGAAUCGAAGACGUCGGCUGAAAAAAGCUCAAAAUACUAAAGUGCGUUAUCUUAUUAAAGUUUUUUUUAUCUGAAUACAUUAUUGCAUUGACGCGCUCAAGAAUAAUUUUAUAUUCAUACAACGAGACUUAAGUAGCUAAUCGCCGUAUUAGUUUUUUGUUUGAUACUACAUGUAUUAUACUGUUUUGUAAGUGGUCGUUUUGCCCGAACAGUGGUUAUUAUGAGUAUUGUUUCAUUUAACAUGUUUCCAGUACUGCGAGUAUCAUAAACGUUGUUCAUUGCAUUCAAUAUAUAGCUUAAUAAUGCGUUAUUAUUUAGUAAGUAAAAAACUUAAGUUUACUUUUGAAAAACAACAACACUAUUUUAUUCCUUACCGUUUGUAUCGAACUUAUUUUAUACUGAAUAAGGAAACCAAACGAUUUAUUCUUAAAAAUCGUUUUAAGUAUAUUACUGAGGUCGUUAUAUUUGCAUUAUGACAUGAGAUGUGUUCGUAUAACAAUUACCUUUCAAGUUUCUUUGGUUAUAUCGCGGAUUUUCGAUUAGCUCUGUAUUAAAUUGUACUCGGAUUUUCAGUAUUGUCAUAUAAUCUAAAAAUUUGUUGUGGUGCAUCUUGUUAUUUUUUAUAUUGCCUUUUAAUUUUUAAAAUGUAAUGCUUAAUGUGCUUUUCAUGUUUGUUCAUAGUAAAUGUAGAGCUACUGAUACCAAAAACAAAGUUGCGAAGUUUUUAGUGGAUUUAUAAGGUGUUGAUAUGUAUUAUUACAAUUUACAGAUAUUGCAAUGGUUACAUAAUGCAUACUGACAUGGGACACAUGAAUAAAUGUAAUGGGAUAAUAAGGUGUUAUUGUUUAAAACAUUUCAGUAGAUUGUUUCAUCUGAACGGGAAAGUAUUUUACUGGAAUAAUUUAUUAUCACUGCUAUUUGAAUACAUUAACGAAUUGUUCAUAGAUAUUUUACACAUAGUACCAUGGACUUGUUUACCUCAUGUUAAAUUCCUGCCACAAUUUUUACCAUUAACAAGGAUUCUGUAAGAAUAAUUCUUUCUUUCCAAAUGUAUGCUGGUUUUUGCAUUAUCUAGAGUGAACAAUAUAUUCAUCUAGUAUUAUUUGUUCUGUUAUAUUUAUUCAAAAUACAUGUUAAAUAUUGAUUUUAAACAUGUUCUGGAAACUUUAUGUGUGCAAGUUGCAUCGUAUUUAUGGCUAUAUUUAUAUGAACAAUGUUAAUAUACAUGAAUAACAAUUUUGUCCAGAUCUAAAUACACAAAAGAGGAACAAAA